GUAAAUUGUAGUAGUGUGAUGGCAAUAUAGGGGUGUAAUGGUGGAGUGUGGUGGUGGACCACCAGUCAAAAGUGGUCUGUGGUCAACACCGCCGACUAGCGGAGGUGCUCCGACGACUGGAGGCAGAGCUCCGGUGGCAAUAGGGCAUGACAGUUGGCAGUACGACAGUGUUGCAGUGGCACUGUGAACCUGUAUUUAGGUCACAAAAAGAAUGCUACUCUUAUUUUGGUAUUUUCAUUGUCUUUUGCUUCUGUUUAGAGAGUUCUCCCAGUGCAUUAUUUAUUAUGGAGUAAUUUUAUAUUUACUUAUUUUGCUGCAGUCAACUGUCAGGGUGGAUAUUUUGGAGAAGUGGCCAGAGCUACUGGUGACAUAAGAAGGUAAAGAAUGAUGCAUUGUUAAUGAACUUUACAUUUUUAUUUUUUUAACUUUUCAGUUUUUCACUUUCUCUUUUAGGAAAUAAAUAUGUGAACAUCUUCAAUUCUCUCCUCUACAUAAAUUUCAAUCACACAAUUUUCACUUUUCACCAAAAAUCAUCCAGUUUUUUAUAUUUUCUCAAACUCCCUGAAGUCAAUUCGUAAGGUUCUUAUUAAGACGGAGGGAGUAAAUAAAUAAAAUUUGGGUAAUUUUUGGAUGCCAUUUUCUAAUAAUAGUAAUUAUAAGAGACAGACAAGUGCUAGAUGAGGUAGAGAUACGAGAGUUGCUUAUAGAUCAAGUUGGUCACCGUUGCUGUUGGGGAAGUCGUCCUGCUCGAACCUGGAAAAUCCAUGCAGUAGAGGACUGCAACGUAUACGCCGGAACUCUUGACACUUUCAUGGAAGAGAGGGAAACAACCACAGAAACAGAGCCAUACUUUGGUGGCAGCAUUGAAGGACAUGAUAAAAAACCUGAAGUGGGAUUAUGGGAAUUGGAUUUAAGGUCUGAAUUUCCUGUCUUCUUCACACCUUAUAAAGAAUCACGUAUAAGAGUUCCUCACUCUGAAAUUAUAGGAAAAUGCCCCGGUAAUGGCCAAUUUAUUUAUCAAUUUCUUUUUUGCUUUUAAAAAAAAUCAUGAAAGUGUCUAAUGUUUGCCUUCUCUGAAUAUUUAUUUUAUAUAUACUAUUGGCUUCAAAGGCUGUCAUGGACGAGGAAGUGUAGUCUGUCCUACUUGUAAUGCAGAUCAAGAUCCCGGAUUCUAUAGGGAAGGCCAAACGUCUCAAUGUCCCAUGUGUUAUGGGAGAGGCCUUAUUGCUCAUAAAGAUGGAUCUGACACUGUAUGUCAAAAUUGUAAAGGUAACGGAAAACUUUCUUGCGCCACUUGCGAGUCGCGUGGUCUGAUGAAAUGUCAGACCUGCCAGGGCAGUGGCUCCAUGGUGUCACGCAAAGUUGCUGUGGUCAGGUGGAAGACGGUGUCGGCCCGGAAAGUGAGUGCCGCCAGCGGAGCAGCCUCAGUGCCGGACGACGUCUUCCACAGAGCUAAAGGAGUUGAGUUGUGGAACAACCAAGCAGCAUACCAGUGCACUCCUGCCCAUUUCUCAGACUCAUAUUUCCUCAACAGGUUCUCAUCAGAAGUAAUUGCAGAGAGGGGCCCGGUGCCGCCCCUUGCGAGGGUCAUAUGCGAGAGGCAUGUCAUAUCUGUCGUCCCAGUGACACGCGUGACCAUGACCGCGCAUCACCGGAACCGCUCCUUCAGCUUCUAUAUAAUUGGACACCGGAGGGAGGUGUACCUACGGGACACCGACUACCCUUCAACGUUUUGCUGGGGUCUGUGCCCUUGCUUUGAUUGGUUGUAACCAAUGUAUACUCAGAGGUUGCAGCUUUUGCUGGGGUCUUAAGUAGCUGGGUUUUUGAAGGCUCUCUCACAAAUGUCUUGAGGUAGUAAUGGAUAUCUAUUAAGUGGCUCCAGGGUUUUAGACUCAUGCAGGCAAAGAUGGCCAUUAUUGCCCUGAUACCAAUUUCUUAAGGUCGCAACUCUAGGAUCUCGUCCAGUACGGAUCAUCGACUUUCUUCUUGCCGGGGCUUGCAAAGGGGAACAAGGUCGUGACUCGUUCCUAGAAAAAUUGUGUUUGCUAGUGGCAUUACUCUCUCUGUCCAUAAAUUUCUUUUUCCAUUUGAGUGUUUACAAUCUCUCAUAUAAUACUAGCCCUGAAAAAUGAAUAAAUAAAAUUAGUCUGGUCCA
This is a messenger RNA of Cuscuta campestris, 2155 nucleotides long. NCBI's taxonomy places the organism in Eukaryota, Viridiplantae, Streptophyta, Magnoliopsida, Solanales, Convolvulaceae. The record is from the annotation of a GenBank genome assembly.